Etheostoma cragini (Arkansas darter) is the source of this 5337-nucleotide messenger RNA. It is a transcript of the gene wfikkn1, whose product is annotated as WAP, follistatin/kazal, immunoglobulin, kunitz and netrin domain containing 1. The transcript has 2 exons. NCBI's taxonomy places the organism in Eukaryota, Metazoa, Chordata, Actinopteri, Perciformes, Percidae. The record is from RefSeq and is a predicted model, not a curated record. Bases 2744 to 4555 code for a protein of 603 amino acids. Gene Ontology annotation, molecular function: serine-type endopeptidase inhibitor activity; protein binding. Gene Ontology annotation, cellular component: extracellular region.
AAGUAGAACAAGAUUCCCUGGGAACAACAGAUGUGAAUCAAAGAAAAUCGCUCACCUGUUAACACUAAAAAUGAGUGGAGGGACAUACGCUAGCUUUUAUUUGAAAAAUUACUGUUUAUUGUAUUUAAAGUUGUAAAUAUGCUAUAUGUGCUCAAGUUGUUUUGGUCUGUUUGGUGAUUGAACUUGGAGAGGGCUUCGUAUGCUUGUUUUGUCUUGAAUGUUUCCGGAGACCUGCUUUGGUGUCCAAUUUAUUUGUGUGUCUUAUGCCCUUUUUACUGCAACCUCAAGGGUGCCGAGCUACUUAUUUAAAUCUCAGAUUAGUUAUGUUUAAAUUUAGACAGGCUUAAAUUGAAUGUCAUGAGAAGAGCAGGGCUAGUUUCCCAGCCUGGAUUUAGAAGAAAAAAAUUCCAUUGAAAAAUGCUUAGUCUAGCAAUGCUCCAUCUGGGAAACAGAGUAGAGCCACCCUGUCUUGUUUUGAAGACUUCCUGUGGUGCCUCUAAAUUACAGCCCAAAUGAAUUCCCCCUCCGUCUCAUCAGUCAACGUCAACGUCUGUUGACUUUCUCAAGCCAUUUUUGCCUUUUGAAUCUGAUAUCCUUAGUUGCAUUAUCAUUGCUUCAUGCGGUUUAAACCAUCAACCACAUGAUCACCUCUCAAUCUAUUAACUCUUGUGGCAAUUCAGAGAUUGCUUGGUGCUGUUGGGGGGGGGGGGCUUUGUACAAAUUAAAUGUGCAGAUUUGCUCAUUUGUGGCGUUUUCCCUUCAGAAAGAGCUGCAAUUGCGUCUUGGUUCUUAACAGGACUUUGUUAACGUUGGUGAAAUUAAUAUUUUAAUUUGAUUGUUUUUUAGGAUCUUAUCUAAUGUAUUUAUGAAUGUAACACAAUAUGCACCUGCUACUUUGCUGUGGCCACGUGGUAAUAUGUGGGACUGUCAGAACCAGAAGUGGGAAGAUAAUCUGCCAUUGUAAUGUUUUUAAUAAAAGUAUUUGGACUGUAACUUCAUCCUUAUUUUCUAACCCUCCUAAAAUGUGUGUAUGUUUGUAGAGCUUUGAAUGAUUUGUCAGAGAGAGUUCAGAGAGGGCAUUGAAGGUCUUGACUUUUUAAUCAGAGCUAAGUAAUGAUAUUGGUUUUAAUAAGUAAAUAACCUAUACAAUACUUAAUUUGCUUGUAACACUUUUCUCUUUCCACCUCUGAUUAACCAAGCUGUCUUUCCACUUCAACAUUCCUAGUGUCAUGGCUAUAUGUCUGUGAUGCGUUACUGAGGGCAUACAACAAUGGUGCAUGUUUUUCUACUGGUGCCUGUUUUAUGUGGUGUAUUGACACCAGCACAACGAGCUAUUUAAAGCACUAUAUGUAAACGUUUGAUAAUGAUUGUUGCUAUCAGAGAUGUGUGUCUUAACAUUUGGAUACGGAAUAAAUUAUACUUUUGUCUCCUUUCGAAAAGAGUCACGCCACAAAAUAAAGGGUCAGGCUCCACGGUUGCUUCGUGUUUUCAUCAACUUGUGUGCUUUGCUCAAAUGAUUUUUCAUUCAUUUACUAAGGUCAUUGUGGGAAUAUGUUUUUUGUAGCCUUUGUCCAGUCAGGGGCGUCGGUGAUCAAAUGGAUAAAGCCCGUUGGGGGUGCUGAAUUGAUUAGACGCUCUCUCGGUAUUGGCCAGUUUUGGAUAACCGUUUGUUGCAGCGCAUGAAUGCAACGAGGUCAAAAGUCACCCAAAGGUGGCAGGGUCACAUCCAAUGAAAAGAUGAGGGGUCCUGCUUCUCAUCGAAUCGGAGCUGCGCCGGGACAAAGAUGACUCGCACACUCUUUAAAUAUGGCGCUUGACGCUUCCUUCCCACCUGGCCGUGGCACCUCUGAGCUCCGUGUGAACGAGCGACGGCGCUAAAGUGACCGACGUCUAGACAAGCAGGACGUAAACAUGUUUUACCAGACAUGAUGCGACACGCCCCGUGUUUGGUCUUCACGCUCUCCACUCCCGGCGACUUAUUUCGUGUACAAUUUGGCUCUUUGGUUUGUGCAAGAAAAGUAUGUGCCGAAGUUUGUAGGCUACUGCGUAAAACGUGGAAAUAGAUAAUUGUAACCGAAGAUAAAGAUGAUAACCAACAAGUAAAACGGCGGGGAACGGGGGGGGGGGGGAACUAGCUCAUUGCCUUCCUUAUAAAUGACACCUCUAUAAAUUCUGUCUGGACGCAUUUAACGUUGGAUUUCUCACCGGAAUGCGUAGCUCCAUGCGCAAGGUUGUUGGGACAGCUUGCCACCACUUCUCCACGUUUUCUUUGUUGUUUUUACAAUGUUUGUCCAGUUGCUUAGCGCAUGGUGCUGCUUCAUAAGAGUUUUAGACUCUGGACGACCGUGGGGGCGGUCAGAGGGGUUGCCCUUUCCACCUCCAUUCACACUCUGAAAGGCUGAUGUUGCGUCUUUCUCUCAUUGUGCAGUUUCGUUAGCUUUUUUCGCUGUUCGGGGAAAUGGAGCUGAGUGAGAGUUCGCACUUUGCGUUGUGUUUUGGUUAUUAAGGCAUGUAUUUCAUGAAACCCGAAGUUCUGCAUUUUUUACACGUGUUUCUGGGAUAUAUUUUGUUCAGUAGCCUAAAUGUCCAGCGCGUGGGAACUCGGCUUGAUCUUUCGGAUUGCUACAACUCUCCUCUGCGCACAGCUAACUGAUUUCCACAAUGUUUACGUACAAAACGGACGACUACUUUUGAAAAUCGACAUUCCGAAGUUGAAGACUUAAAGGAGGAAUGGAUUUACCCGAUGGGCGACUCAUGCAAAAGCGCAAUAAUGUAUAAAAUCCCCCUAAAACCUUUGAAGGAUAGAUGUAUAAAGGGUCAAAGUUGGCAUAAUGCACCCAACUCAAAUAAACUAGUUUUAGGAUGGAUUAGUUCGUAUUUGUUGAUGCUCCUGGUUUGCGAAUUCCCCGAACUUUCUUUGUGUGCAAGUGUGCCAGGAGCCAAAGUUGAACACGAAGGAUUUUGUCCCAACAAGCUAAAUUCCAAUCUCUGGGUUGAUGCGCAAAGUACCUGCGAGAGAGAAUGCAACGUUGACGAGGACUGUGCUGACUUUGAGAAAUGCUGCACCAACGUGUGUGGUCUCAACAGCUGUGUGGCUGCACGUUUCUCUGAUGGUACCCCUGCCCAGCCAGAUGGGCAGGGUGGAGGAAAAGGAAAUAAUGCCCCCACCUCCACAGCUACCUGUGAGGGCUUUAUCUGCAGCCAGCAGGGAGCAACCUGUGACAUCUGGGACGGACAGCCCAUCUGCAAGUGCCGGGACCGGUGUGAGAAAGAGCCCAACUUCACCUGCGCUUCAGAUGGCCUCACCUACUUCAACCAGUGCUACAUGGAUGCGGAGGCCUGCAUCCGUGGGGAGACUUUAACUGUGGUCGCAUGCCGCUUUUACCUGGCCGGGCCCCACACCAGUCCACUGCCUCAGGAUACUACAGCUAACCCAACACCAACAUCCUCCCAAGAGGAUCCCAUGCCCCCCACACUGUACUCCAACCCUCACCACCAGUCCGUCUAUGUGGGCGGCACAGUUAGCUUCCACUGUGACGUUGUUGGAGCCCCCAGACCUGAUGUAACAUGGGAGAAACAAAGUGAACGACGCGAGCGGCUGGUCAUGAGGCCUGACCAGAUGUAUGGCAACGUGGUUAUCACCAACAUCGGUCAGCUUGUCAUUUACAACGCGCAGGUGUGGGAUACAGGUAUCUACACCUGCGUUGCAAGGAAUUCUGUGGGUGUUCUGCGUGCAGACUACCCUCUGUCUGUCAUCCGCCGGGGUGAUGAUGAUUUCUCUGAAGAUCCUGAGAUGCCGAUGGGACGCCCAUUCUCCCCAGCAGACUGCCUGGCUGAAGUAGACCGGAGAGUGUGCAGUGGUGAGCGUCACAUGGACUGGUAUUAUGACAGCAAGAUGGGCUCCUGCUUGGCCUUCAGCAACGGCGGAUGUGACGACAGCCGCAACCGAUUUGAGACUUAUGAGGAGUGCAAGGCCUCCUGUCAGAGAGAGGGGAUGGGCAUCUGCUUACUGCCUGCUGUCCAGGGCCCCUGCAAAUCUUGGGAACCACGUUGGGCCUGGAAUCCGAUCUUGAAACAGUGCCAGGCCUUUGCUUAUGGUGGCUGCCAUGGGAAUGCCAACAACUUCCGCACCAAGAAGGAGUGUGAGGCAAACUGCCCACAGACCAAAAGGAGACCUUGUAAGACCUGUCGGGUGAAGGGAAAAAUGGUGCCCAGCUUAUGCCGUAGUGACUUUGCUAUUGUGGGGCGGCUGACAGAGCUGGUGGAGGAUCUGGACUCUGGGUUCGCCCGCUUUAGCUUGGAAGAAGUCCUGAGAGACGAAAAGAUGGGAUUGACUUUCUUCAAAACCAAACACCUAGAGGUGACGAUAGCCAAGAUAGACUGGAGCUGUCCCUGUCCCAACAUUACCAUGGAGGAAAACCCUUUGCUGGUGAUGGGUGUGGUGCAGGACGGCAUGGCCGUCAUCCAGUCGGACAGUUAUGUCAGAGCCAUAACCGAACGCCGACUCAAGAAGCUACGUGAGGUUCUGAAUAAAAAGACCUGUGAGGUAUUGUAGAAGUCCCAGAAUUUAGACUUGUCAGCCCACAGAGGGUCUGAGGUCCCCUUUACCUUUAGCUCUAGGGAUGAGCAUUAGAAUUGCAACAAAAAAGCAGAAAUUGAAUAACUCUUUAAAACAAAAGACAAAUAUGUUAAAUACUAUAUGUCAAUGUGAUUUGUAUGUUCAUUACAACACAAGUUGUACUACAUUCCAGAUGUGUUGAAUACAUUAAUACCAAUGCGGAAAUGUUUUUUUUCUUCAAAUACGUUUAAAUAUAUUUUUUCCUUUGAAAUAUAUUCUGUAAAUUUCAGAAAGAUAAUGCAGAAUAGCAGCUCCACAAGUUGAUCAAUUUGCAAUAUGCCUAGCUUUUGAAGCUAAAGAACAAGACAACUACAUUACAUUACCACCAGAUUGUUGUUUUUUUCUAUUUUAUUGUAUUAUGUUUAUCGUGUACUGGGUUCUUUAUACUAGUCAUUUACAUAGAUGUUUGUAUAAGUUACCUUUUGUUGUUAUGUAUGAUUUCAAGAUCUAAUGUGCAGCACAUUCUCUCCCUCUGCAAAGCACUUCUGCUACCUUAGUCUCUGCAAACUGAAUGAAAAAAUAGAACGAGUGGGUGGUGGUAUCAAGGUAAAUAUAGUACAAAGACAACAUAUCAAUCUGUGAGCCUUUUUACUCAAGUGUGCAAUACAGAAGAAUAUAGUGUAUAACAGAUUUCAGUACUCCAGUUGUGAAUAAAUAAUUGUAUCUAUGUCAAUGUGUACCAGAAUAUGGGGAAACAGUUCAUUAAAAGUUCUGGAAAU